GGUUUGGGUUCCGUUCCCGUCCGCGUCGUGCACCUGAAGUGCUCAAAGAGGGGGGAGGGAAGACUCGUCCUCACUCGCAUCGCCUGCCUCAUCCGCACCCACCAUCGCCACUGCACUGGACUGCACCCAGAUUGCCCCCAGCAGAGCCACAACGCCCAGCUUUCCCUUUUCCUGGAUUGUCCAUGGUCGCCGGGUUUCAUCGAACACAGCAUUAGAGGAGGGGAAGGGGCUGUUGAGCGCGACGACGACGAAGACGACGUCGGGAAGGAGGAGGACCAGGAGACGAAGCCAUGGUGAGGAAGGAGGCCGUGGUGGCGAGUGUGGCAGCUGCAGGGCUGGCUGUCACUGCGCGCGUGGUGAUGGGCAUGCUGCGACGCAGCCAUUCCAAUAUCUCGGAUGGUAUUCAGGUCCGUCUCAAACUUUCAGCUGUCGACAUUUUGAGGUUAACAGACAAUAUAAUUGCUACGUCAACGAGUGUUCAUGACGCAGUUGCUGCCGUUCCGCUGGAUCAAGUGACAUAUGAAAACGUGAUCGCUCCUUUGGCCAAUCUAGAAGCAGAGGAGUUUGCAUUGGUGCAAAGUUGUGUUUUCCCGGCCUUAGUGUCCACCUCGAAAGAAGUACGAGAUGCUAGUUCCGAGGCAGAGAAGAGAAUUGAUGCUUACAACGUAAAGUGCAGUAUGCGCGAGGACGUCUAUCGUGUUGUUAAGGCUUUUGCUGAUAAGAAAGAACCUCUAAGCCCUCAAGCCCAGCGCUUCGUGGAUCGUGUGAUUAGAGAUUAUGAGAGGUUGGGCUUAAACCUAUCUCCUGACAUACGAAGGAAAGUUGAAUUCUUGAAGACUACCAUCGGUGAGCUCUGCAUCGAAUUCCAGCAAAAUAUGAAUGAAGAAAAUCGACGCCUCUCUUUUAGCGAAAGUGAGCUAGCAGGAUUGCCUGCGGAUUUCAUCAAGGAACUUACUCGUGAUAGCGAUGGCAAGCUGGAAGUCAACCUGAAGUACCCCCACUAUUUUCCUAUUAUGGAGCGAUGUCAGGUGGGAAGUACAAGGAAAGCCGUGGCAAUCGCCUAUGACCAGCGUUGCAUGGAUGAGAAUGUGACAAUAUUGGAGAAAGUGGUGGCGAUGAGGAAUGCUAUGGCACAGUUGCUGGGUUACAGGAAUCAUGCUGAGUAUGCAAUAGCUAUACGCAUGGCUAAGUCGCCUCUGAAGGUGAAAACCUUCCUAGAAAAUAUUUCUAGUAAAAUGUCCCCUCUCGCCAAGAAGGAGCUUGCAAAACUACAAGCCAUGAAGAGGGAGGAAGAAGGUGAUGAACCUUUUGGUUUUCACGAUUUGAGGUACUAUAUUCGAAAAGCUGAGGAGUUGGAGUUUAAAGUUGACUAUGAGACAGUGAAACAGUAUUUUCCUUUAAAUGUUGUUACAGCAGGCCUGCUUCAGAUUUAUCAAGACUUAUUAGGUUUAAAAUUUAAGGAAGUUGUAAAGCCUACUGUUUGGCAUCCAGAGGUCCAGCAAUAUGCUGUGACUGAUACGGAGACAGGCGAGCGCAUGGGUUACUUUUAUCUUGAUCUACACCCUCGGGAUGGAAAAUACACGCAUGCAUGUGUGUGCUCACUGCAGCCAGGGUGUGUCCAAAAAGAUGGUACUCGUCAGCUUCCUGUUGCGGCGAUGCUUGCAAACUUUACCAAGCCAUCGGCAGAGAAACCGUCAUUGUUGGGACACGCGGAGGUUGAGACAUAUUUUCAUGAGUUUGGGCACGUGAUGCACCAUAUCUGCAGCCGUGCAUCAUUUGCAAAAUUCUCAGGCCUUCGUGUUGAAGAAGAUUUUGUGGAGGCUCCCAGCCAGAUGCUCGAGAACUGGUGUUUAGAUGGGGCGUCGUUGAAGAUUAUGAGUGGUCAUUACAAAGACUCGAAACAACCUUUACCGCAGGAUAUCUGUGAAGCUUUAAUGAAGAAGAAGCGUGCGCAUGCUGGCCUUCUCACGAAGCGGCAACUACUUUUUGGACUCUUUGAUCAGACGAUACACAUGCGAGAUAAAGUGGACACAGCUGCUAUUCUUAAAGACUUGACGCCUAAGGUGAUGGAGGGAAUCCCAAUGUUGGAAGGUACUAAUUUCAGUGCCUCAUUUGGUCACAUGGCUGGCGGCUACGACGCUGCAUAUUAUGGGUAUCUUUGGAGUGAGGUAUUUUCAGCAGACAUGUUCGAAACCAAGUUCAAGAACAAUGUCCUAAGUAAGGCGGCAGGGAGAGAGUAUCGAGAUAAGGUACUUGCUCCUGGAGCUACGAAAGAUGCCUCAGUCAUCUUAAAAGAGUUUUUGGGACGCGAACCAACUCAGGAAGCAUUUUUGAGAAGCAAAGGUCUUUAAGUUGUGCAUAAUGUGUUCGUGUUCGUGUUUGCAAUUCCUUAGAGUGAUUUAGUAUUUUUGGAAAUUCUUGAAGGUGUUGUGGGCAUGUGAAUCAAAAGGGUUGAUUAUUCAUGGGGGUGUUAGAAAUGCCCUGGAAAGUGUUGCAAUUGGUUAUCUUUUCAUUCAGACGAGCAGAUGAGGAUACAGACUUGGUUAAGCCGUCUGCAGUGCGAGAAUGUAACGUGUCAUGUUGAGCUGAUUAAAGAUGUAAAAACGGCAUAUGACACAUGCUCAGAUUUAUUUAUUAUUCCCAAAGGAAAAUAACUUCAACGGUGUGAUUCUCUUA
This is a messenger RNA of Physcomitrium patens, 2676 nucleotides long. RefSeq lists its product as uncharacterized. The record is from RefSeq and is a predicted model, not a curated record. Lineage: Eukaryota; Viridiplantae; Streptophyta; Bryopsida; Funariales; Funariaceae. Gene Ontology annotation, molecular function: metalloendopeptidase activity. Gene Ontology annotation, biological process: proteolysis; peptide metabolic process.